This is a messenger RNA of Fopius arisanus, 2485 nucleotides long. RefSeq names its product tetratricopeptide repeat protein 27. Gene Ontology annotation, molecular function: protein binding. The coding region runs from base 116 to 2485 and encodes 789 amino acids. The transcript has 5 exons. The record is from RefSeq and is a predicted model, not a curated record. NCBI's taxonomy places the organism in Eukaryota, Metazoa, Arthropoda, Insecta, Hymenoptera, Braconidae.
UGGGCAGUCUCUGGGUUGAAUUUUUUUUUCGGGUAAAAAUAAGAGACAACUGGAGAUUUUCCACGUGCGUUUUGUCGACGAUUUAUUUUGUUGAUAUUUGGAUAUUCGUUUGGAGAUGGAGGACGACGAGGUUCGCAGGAUCCUGGAGGUGUCACACUUGGGGAAGUUUAUUCUGGCGGAGUGUGCGCCCCCGGGUGAGGGUGACACCCUCUACUACAAGACAGUCCUGGAUAAUUUGUGCUUGAAAUUAAAUCUGCGGAGUGUAAUAUCGUCGGAAAAUCUGGAGUCAUCACUUGAGAAAUCAAUUGAAAAUAAUUACGAGAAAUGCAUCGAGUGGUUGUGCCUGGGUAUAGCAUCAUUGAACUCAUUUAUCCAGUGCAAUUGGACUGGCCCAGAGGUAGAUGUCGACCUUGACUGGCUGGUCCAUAAACGGGAUGAAGCCGUUAAAGGAUUAGCACUUGGAGAUCAGUGUAACGACAACGCCGAACACCUAGAAUUUCUCUACCUCUCAAAGCUCAUUUUCACGAAUAAAACAUUACAAAGCAUUUGCGUUACCACUCUGUGGUGGCUUUUGCGAGGGAAUCUAGUCCAUCAAUUAAUAAUGGAAGAGGAAUCACCGAUUCUGCUGGAGUCGAGUGAACUGCUCAUUGAAAAAGUCAGAGAAUUGAACAUCUGGGGAAUUCCAAAAUUCGAAUACCUGGAAACUCUGUUCAACAUUGAGGCCGCACAAGUUUGGAUGUUCUACCGACACAUUCCUAAUAUCGAAAAGUACCUGAAAAAGGCUGAGACCUGCGCGGGGUUGAGUCUUGAGCUCCAAGGGGCAAUGGGAAAACGAACGAAAUAUCAGGUCGAGGACAAGCCACAAUUAUUCCUCAGGAUUCAAACCGAGAGGGAAAAUUUUACCUCUUACGAAUGCCCACAGCUUCCGAUAUCUGUGCAUUUAAAUGACGAUUUGAGAUUGGAGAGGAUUAAGUUCACCGAGAGUACUCAGUCAGUAAAGCUUGGAAUCAUCGAGGAAACUUUUGUAAUGGCAAAAUGUAUGCAUUUGCAAUUAUGCCAACCGAAAGACCAUCUCGCUGAGGAAGAAAUCUCUCCAUAUUUGAACACAAUCAUCGACAACACGAGAAGUUGGCCGUUGAAGAUGGAAGCCUUGCGCCAUCGUUGCCUCCUGGAGAUGCGGAACAAACGCACCAUAGAUCGUGCUCUAUCUCAAUCCGAGUGUCUAAUCACCCACUAUAGCAAUCCUCAGCCCAUUGUGUACCACAGAACGUACAAUAUAUUUGCCUCCGGUAUGAAACCGAUCUGGCACUUCAAGGAGAUAUUGGCGGAUACAAUGUUGAGUCUUGGGUUGGUUAAGGGUGCACUGGAGUUGUACCUUAAACUUCAUCAAUGGGAACAAGUUAUUGUUUGCUAUACUCUCCUGGAGCUUCGUCAUAAGGCAGCUGAAAUAAUUCGCCAAGAAAUCACGAAGAAGCCAACAGUGAAACUGUGGUGUUUGCUCGGUGAUGCGGAACAAGAGACAUCGCACUACGAAACCGCUUGGAAAUUAUCAAAUGAAACAAGCAGCAGAGCACAGCGUCACUGGGGUAUGUAUUAUUUUGCGAAGCAGAGCUACGGUGAUGCAAUACCCCACUUGAAACUAUCAGCGGAUCUCAACAACAUUCAGGAGAAUGUGUGGAUACGCCUUGGUUUUGCCGCUCUACAAGUUGAAGAUUGGAAAUUGGCGGCAACUUCAUACAGACGUUAUUGUGCCCUCGAACAAACGAGCUUCGAGGCCUGGAAUAAUCUGGCAAAGGCUUAUAUUAAACUAGGUGACAAACCACGUGCAUGGCGUUCACUCCAGGACGCGGUCAAGUGUAAUUACGACAAGUGGGAGGUAUGGGAUAAUCUGAUGGUUGUUAGUAUCGAUCUUGGCCACUUUUCCGAUGUUAUAAGGUGUUACCACCGUAUUUUGGAGCUCAAGGGUAAACACAUUGACCUACAGGUACUCAAUAUACUGGUUAAAGCUAUAUCGGAAGAUGUUACCGAUGCCAAUGGCUUUGGAUCAAGCAAAUUGCUACAUAAAGCACUUGAACUGUUUGGUAAAAUAACAUCACUUGUACAUAACGAUACCGAUGUGUGGAGGCUAUAUGCACAGUUAACUAUCGGACAGGGUAGCCAUAUCGAUUGUCAAAAAACAGCCCAAUAUUUGCAACGAGCGUAUCGAUCAGCCAUUGCCGAUCCCACAUGGUUCACUGAUACUUACACCACACACAAUGUACUUGAGCUUUGUAACAGCCUCGCAGAUGCAUAUUUAAACUGCUCAACGGUUGCUCCUGAGAAGGAAAAAAAAUCAUUGCUCGGCAGCGCUAAGUUAUCCCUACAAUCGGUUAUUACCAAAGUCAAGCAGGAGGGGAUCGUUUCGGAUGAUAUCGCCGGAGGUCUUGCAAAUCUUGAGAGUAAACUCGCUGUAAUUAUUCAAGAAUUUGACAAAAUAAAUGCAUAA